AUGGCGGAAGGAGAAGAAGUGAGAAACAAACAGGUGUUAUUGAAAGACUACAUAAGUGGGUUCCCAAAAGAGAGUGAUAUGUAUAUAAGCACAGAUAAGACUAUACGCUUGAAGGUACCACAAGGUUGUAAUGGUGUUUUGGUGAAGAAUCUCUAUUUGUCGUGUGACACUUACAAAGGACUUUUAAUGCAAAAAGUAGAAUUCCCAAGUGUCUUCACUUCCUUCACCCCUGGUUCUGUGAUAACUGGGGAAGGAGUAGCAAAAGUUUUGGAUUCAGGACACCCCAACUUCAAGAAGGGUGACUUGGUUUGGGGGAUAACUGGAUGGGAAGAGUACAGUCUCAUCACUGCACCUGAUUCCAUUUUCAAAAUUGAACAUACUGAUGUACCUCUUUCAUACUAUGCAGGAGUUCUGGGCAUGCAUGGAAUGACUGCUUAUGUUGGUUUUUAUGAGAUUGGUACUCCUAAGAAAGGAGAAUAUGUAUUUGUCUCUACAGCAUCUGGUGUAGUUGGUCAGCUUGUUGGGCAGUUUGCGAAGUUGAUGGGGUGCUAUGUUGUUGGAAGUGCUGGAAGUAAAGGAAAGGUUGAUUUGUUGAAGAACAAGUUUGGGUUUGAUGAGUAUUUCAAUUACAAGGAAGAGCAUGACUUGGAUGCAGCUCUGAAAAGGUACAGUCCUGAAGGUAUUGACAUUUACUUUGACAAUGUUGGGGGGGAAAUGUUGGAUGCGGCGCUCCUCAACAUGAGGAAGCAUGGCAGGAUUGUUGUUUGCGGACAGACUUCACAAUACAAUGUUGAUAAACCCGAAGGAGUAAAAAAUUUGAUGUGCCUCAUCUACAUGCAAGUGCGUAUGGAAGGAUUUGUAGUGUACGAUUACUAUCCCCAAUAUUCCAAGUUCUUGGAUAUUGUUCUGCCUUGUAUUAGAGAAGGGAAGAUAACAUAUGUGGAAGACAUUGUUGAAGGCCUUGAGAAUGGUCCUGCAGCUUUUGUAGGACUUUUUAGUGGCCGCAACGUCGGAAAACAAUUAGUUGUAGUUGCUCAUGAAUGA
This is a messenger RNA of Cornus florida, 1044 nucleotides long. Its product is annotated as 2-alkenal reductase (NADP(+)-dependent)-like. The transcript is spliced from 5 exons. Lineage: Eukaryota; Viridiplantae; Streptophyta; Magnoliopsida; Cornales; Cornaceae. The coding region runs from base 1 to 1044 and encodes 347 amino acids. Gene Ontology annotation, molecular function: 2-alkenal reductase [NAD(P)H] activity. The record is from RefSeq and is a predicted model, not a curated record.